CUCGUCAACCUAAAUCUUUCAAGUGUUUGCCGUAGAUAAGAACUCUGGGUUAUCGUACUUGUAUUUAUAGAAAAGUCACAUUUGCUCUAAAUGUCUUUAAACCUCAUCGCAAAAACUGAUGCUGCGUUCUCUGGAAUAAAUUGUACUUGUGUACACUGAAAAUGACCGUUCUAGGCCACAUACUUUCAGCUUAAAGCGGAUCUCCCACGCCAGAUAAGUUUUUUUUUUUUAAUUGGCUAUGUAAAACUUAAAUUACCUUAACCUCUGCAACUCAUGUGUCCUGUCUCCGCCGGCCGCUCCGCCAAUUUGCAGUGUGAAAUAAUAAGUUAUAUUCCCCCUUCCGGUGUAGGCACCAUUUUAACUGUGGGCAUAAGCCCACACCCCGGCACUUCCUUUUCCAGGUGGAUGCUGAUGUCCCAGCAUCCACCGCUAGAUCUCGCGCAUGCGCGCGAGCAACGUGGACCAUCGGCUUUGGCGUUUGUGUUGCCAUGAAAUCGCGCGAUAUCUUGUCCAACAUGGGAAGAAUACGAUAUCAAGGGAGCUAUGGAACGAGCACCCAGAAGACACUGCGCGGGACAGGAAACGAAGAGAAACCCGAGCAAAAACCAGAGGAGGGCAGACCGGAAGACCAUCUAGUUUUAUGCCCUGAAUCAGUUGAAGCCAGUCCAGCAGUUAGCGGAAAGACCAUCUAUACAGCCCAUAGUUAUCCAGGCAGCCAAAGCCACGGAUACAGAGGUCUGCCUUAUGCGGAUCACAAUUACGGAGCCCCUCCACCACCUACACCCCCUGCUUCCCCACCAGUACAGGCCAUCAUUCCCCGUGCUGCAGAGGUAAACGGCAUUCACUCACCAGAAGAGAACUCUGGGGAUAGCGACAGCUCUUCUGAGGGUGAUGGAAUCGACAGCUGGUGCCAAUGCAAUCCCUCGGCGGAUGGCUUCAUUGUAAAGUGUGAGAAAUGCAGGGGUGUGAACCAAGGAAAGGUGAUUCAACUGAAUCGUAGGAAGCAGGACAAUGUCUCGGGAGGGGAGAGCAGUGCUACAGAGAGCUGGGAUGAGGAACUGUCUCCAUCUACCGUGCUUUACACAGCCACACAGCACACGCCCACUAGCAUCACGCUCACUGUCAACAGGGUUCGCAGGAGUAAACCCAAAAAGAGGAAGAAAAGCACAGAAAAGGCCCGUAAUGCUCCAAAGGCUAAGAAAAUAAAGGUAGAAAGGGCAUUUCGAGAAGGUUCCCGCAAGUCCUUACGAAUGAAGAACUCUCCAUGUGAAACUCAAACCUUGGACGAGAACACGGCAGAAGGCUGGGAGAAUCGGAUCAGGCUUUGGACUGACCAGUAUGAGGAAGCUUUUACUAACCAGUAUAGCGCCGAUAUGCAAAACUUGCUGGAAAGGCAUGUUCGCACCAUGAAAGAGCUGGCAGGCAAAGCGACACUGCCUGAAACCAUAAAGAAGACUGAACUGUCCUGUAACAACACCGUUUUGGGCUCUCAGAUGCAGUUCCAGCUGGGCAGAGUGGCACGUGUUCAAAAGCAUCGCAAGAUUCUGCGAGCUGCAAGAGACUUGCCAGCAAACUCUCUGGUCAUUGAAUACCGAGGCAAAGUCAUGUUACGGCAGCAGUUCGAAGUCAAUGGGCACUUUUUCAAAAAACCAUACCCCUUUGUUCUGUUCUACUCCAAAAUCAAUGGCUUGGAAAUGUGCGUGGAUGCUCGUACGUUUGGGAAUGAUGCCAGGUUUAUCAGACGGUCCUGUACACCCAAUGCUGAGGUCCGUCACAUGGUCGCAGAUGGGAUGAUUCAUCUGUGCAUUUAUUCUAUUGCUGCUAUUGCAAAAGACACGGAGGUCACCAUUGCUUUUGACUAUGAUUACAGUAACUGUAAUUAUAAGGUGGAUUGCGCAUGCCACAAAGGGAAUCGCAACUGCCCGGUACAGAAGCGGAAUCCCGCAGCCUCGGACUUGGCACCGGCUCUCCCUUCAACGCUAACCAUAGGAGCAGAGACGAGGCACCGUAAGGCGCGAAGAAGAGAGUUGGAACUGCAAGGUUAUGUGCUGGAUGAUAACACCCAUCAGCAAAACGAUGGUCUGGCAGAAGCCCCUGCCGCGGAUUCAGCUGUUGGUGACAAUGAGGCUGAAGGGGAGGUUGCAGUUAAAGAGGAAGAUACUAAGGAGGAAGAGGAGACCGGACCCACUUUUCGAACUAGAAGGUCCAAAGAGGAGAAGAAAACUGAACCUGCCCCACAUGUGGUGGACACCUCGGAUAAGAGAAGGCGGCGCAGAGAACAGCCUUCUGAACCAGUUGCUGCCGAGCCCGAAGCACCUUCUGCCGAUCAGGCAGCAUCUGAUCCUGCAAUUAAGGCUGAAGAACCAGAGCCAGAACCUGAGAGUCCCGCGAUAAUACCGGAGCCUGUAGCCACCCCCACCCUGGGAGUGAACACCAGGAGAUCAUCACAAGCCCUGGAAACCGCUGUAGAAAAACCUACUCCUAAAUCGGUUACACCAAAACCAACAAGGCCACGUCCAAAAAGCCGCAUGUCGCGUUAUCGAAGCGCUUCCGCUCAAAGGCUAAGGAGAAGGCAAUCUGUGGCACAACAGGUGGAACUGGCACCCCCAGUGGUUGAGGAAGGAACUGCAAGUUCAGGAACCAUAGACACUGGUGCUUUAGAAGCUUUAGGAACGGGCGAAGCCCCACAAGGGUCAGAAUCUCCUGCGCUUACCCAGUCAGUUGCCCAGCCAACCCGUGCUAGCCAUAAAUACCACAAGACUAAAAAGUACCUGGUAACAGAAUGGUUAAAUGACAAGGUGGUGGAAAAGCAGGACUGUCCCAUGGAUCAGCCGUUGCGGAUUACCACAGAUCCCACAGUGUUGGCGACCACCCUUAACAUGCUCCCUGGACUGUCUACUUCCCCUUCCAUUAACACACUUCCCAAACACUACAUACGCUUUGUAUCUCCUUAUAUGCCUGAAAGGCGAAGGAGACCCCCAAAGGUGGAUGGCACUUAUGGAUCAUGUAAAAAGCGCUGGAUAAAACUAGCCUUGGAAGAGGCUGUGGUACAGCCAGCCGGUUCUGAACAGGAAACAUCACAACCUUUAUACCAAAGUAAUGAGAGCAACAGCUCAUCCAACAAUGGAACCAAUACAGAAGUUACUGCCCCUUUAAAAAAGUGGAAGACGAAAUACAUUCUGGAAGAAAAUUCCACCGUUGUGUCGAGCCCAGUACCAUUUCCCCAUGCUCUCCCCAAUUCCACCAACACAGAUUCCCUCAGUCCCAUGCAGACCACACCCAGCUCUUCCCUUCCCGGUGAAGAGGAAUCCCGAUAUGCAUAUGGACUCUUGUUCUCUCCCAUCCCAUCCCUCACUGCUAGCCGCUGCAAUACUCCACUACAGUUUGAGAACAUAUCCUCCCCCGAGAGCUCCCCAGCGCAUAGGCCUGAGUCCCUUUCACCAGAGCCUUGUCUUCGGCCUGAUGUUGACCUGGUAAAGCCCACUUUCUUGGAUGUAUCUAUGGAAAAUUGCCAAGAGCUCCAAACUACUGUCACCACAGGCCUAUGCGAUCUUGCUGCUCAGUCACCUAGCACGUCUCUGCCGUACGGUGUCUCGUCCGAGUCAAAUGUUCUUGGAAAAUCCGGAGAAGGCUCAAUGCUGCUAAGAACUUCGGAACAGACUUUCAGGACUGAGUUCAAUUUAAUGUAUGCUUUCUCCCCAUUAAAUGCUAUGCCCCGGGCAGACGGCUCAUUACGGGGCUCACCUCUUGUCGGAGAAAGGAAGCCCUCUCAAUCAGAUAUGUACUGUGGCUCUCCAGUGGAGGCCUUUUAUAACAGAGCAGGUCCUGGACUUUUAAAAGAAUCUGCACAAGGAUCCAUGUCUCCUUGCAGUGAAAGGAUUUGUGAGGGCAUCAGGUCUCCUCCUCAAAACCCACCACAAAGGAAAAAGGUAUCGCUCUUGGAGUAUCGGAAGAGGAAGCAGGAAGCCAAGGAGGUGACGUCUUCCCCUGGCGGAGACGUAAUACGCUGCUGUGCUGGGACUCCAACUCGUCAAAGCAGCAACGGCUCCAUUUCUGAUACAGACCUGUGUACUGGGUUGCAGCUCCAGGCACCAUGUUCCCCACAAAGUGGCUUCUCUUCUCCAUCCCAUUCAUCUAUGCCUCAGAUCGAAGAAGUCAGCCCUACCGAAGUAAGGACAGUGAGCUCUGGUCCGAGUAAGACAGUGGAGAACAUCAGUAGCCGCUGGAUGGUUCCAACAUCAGUGGAGCGGCUACGUGAGGGGCAGGGAUUCCUGGAGCGUGUGUUGCGGAGUGGAGUGAAAGUGCCACAUCGGGGAGAGCGAUCACCUUCCAGAGAAAGUAGUCUGGACAGAGACUCUGAGGAUGGAGACUCGGAGGCGAUGAAUAUGGCGGUUUCUAAAGGACCAGUCUAUAGCCCUUCCAGAUACAACUAUCAGUUCCUGCAGUGUGACAGUCCUCAACAAGAGACGAUCAACCCCCUUUCUCAAAGCUCGUCACCUUUCCGCGGCCCAGCUGCUCAGCCCAGUGGUUACAGCUAUAGGACACUGCAGAGGACGUCCAGCCACAACGAGUCGUCUGUCAUUUCCACUUCUUAUACAAGUCCUUCCCAUAUUGCUUCCACAGACUCGCCCAGUAGUACCCAGUGUUCAGGGAGCUCUGGGUAUUACAACAGCCAGCAGCAGCAGCUUUAUGGGAGCAAUGCUGGCACGUGCCAGCCAAGGAAAAGCUUCCACCAUCGAGUUCCCAGUCGUGAGGCAAGUCCAGCCCAAUUGCUCAGGACAGACUCUAUACCCUCAGACUCGCAAGCCAGCACUGGGGCUUCUGGCAACUCCACCCCUCAGGGGUCCAGAUCAGACUCUCGAACUAUAAACAGGAUUUCUACUGUGUCUAGCCCACAGCAUUAUCCACAGCGCACCUCUAGUGUUCACCAGUACCGACUGCAGCAGAUACAAGGCUCAGGAGUUAAAACGCAGACUGGCCUUUCCUAGGACUGCUUAAGAGGGGAGAACAGCAUAGCACUAUCCUGUCAGCCAUUCCUAACAUCUGCCCCAAAAGUGGGGGGGGUGGAUCAAAAGGGUGGCGCAGACCUGCUCCAGAGAGGAGCCUGGGUUGGGUGGGUUUUGGACUGAGGAAAAGGUGGAGGCUUAAGCUUGCUGGUCGUAUCCGCUCCCACUCGCUACACUUUACACAUUGCAAGAAAAGCCAACGCCUCAAGAAUCGAAUUAAGUUGUGUAGACCUUCAAAAUCAUGCAGUUGCUCGGUUUUUCUCUCUUAUCACCAGAAACCUCCUGUAGUCACUUGUGCAGUAAGGACAACUUUUAUAAGAAAUAAGAAUUCAAUGGUUAAUACAAAAAAUGACUUUAAAGGGCAAGGAGAAAGGGGUUUAAAGAAGAACCUAUAUUUUGUAGCAUCGGGAUAUAACACGUUUUUUUUUGUUUUGUUCUGUGGGGUGGGGGGUGUCGAGGGGAUCCGGGGUAGGGGCCAGAGUUAUACAGUUUGGCCAAUCAUUCCUGAAACACACAGAUCUGGCCUCCAUUCCUCCGUAUCUGGCGCCACCACUGCCAGUUGCAAGGUGACAUCUGUCAACUGUAAAGGGGUUCUUGAAAGCAAGACUGUGCAGUUUUUGUUUUUU
Rana temporaria (common frog) is the source of this 5632-nucleotide messenger RNA. It is a transcript of the gene SETD5, whose product is annotated as SET domain containing 5. Gene Ontology annotation, molecular function: protein binding. Lineage: Eukaryota; Metazoa; Chordata; Amphibia; Anura; Ranidae. The transcript has 23 exons. The record is from RefSeq and is a predicted model, not a curated record. The coding region runs from base 489 to 4988 and encodes 1499 amino acids.